GUGGCCGUCUGCAAGCCCCUGCACUACAUGACUAUUAUGCAUCCACAACUCUGCCUGGGCUUGGUGUCAGUGGCCUGGGGCUGUGGGAUGGCCAAUUCUUUGAUCAUGUCACCAAUGACGUUGUGGCUACCUCGAUGUGGGCACAACAAGGUGGACCACUUCCUGUGUGAGAUGCCCGUGCUGAUCUGGUUGGCCUGCAUCAGCAUUGCUGCCAUGGAGGGCAUCGCCUUCAUCCUGGCCGUGGGCAUCAUGCUGUCUCCCCUGGUCUUCAUCUUGGUGUCCUACGGCCACAUUGUCAGGGCUGUGUUCAGAAUCCAGUCAUCCUCAGGAAGACACACAAUCUUUAAUACCUGUGGCUCCCACCUCACCGUGGUCUCCCUGUUCUACGGGAACAUCAUUUACAUGUACAUGCAGCCAGGACACAGCUCCUCCCAGGACCAGGGCAAGUUCCUCACCCUCUUCUACAACAUUGUCACCCCCCCCCCGAACCCCCUGAUCUAUACCCUCAGAAACAAGGAGGUAAAGGGGGCACUGAGAAGGCUGCUGCUGGGAAAUAUAAGUUUAGGAAAGAAUUUAUAA
Messenger RNA from Ictidomys tridecemlineatus (thirteen-lined ground squirrel), 579 nucleotides. The record is from RefSeq and is a predicted model, not a curated record. Lineage: Eukaryota; Metazoa; Chordata; Mammalia; Rodentia; Sciuridae.